AUCAGUACAAAACCUAGUAUUCCUCGCUCAUCCCGUUUCGAAAUCUCAUCCUCAUUUCAAGAGAAGCUUCCAUCAAGAAUUCUGCUUCGAAAUGUCGAAAUUUCCUCAUCUUAGUUCUGUCCGUCUCAGAGACUGAAAGCUUGAUUUUGCAGUGCGUCGGAGCUUCUGUUCAGUGAGAAUGUCUACUCCAUUGACCCCUUCUAAGAGACCACAUGAAAGGAGCCUUGCAGAGCCAAAUGGGAAAGGAAAAUUGCAAAAAUCAACAAGCCUCUCAAAAUCCUCACCUGGCAGUAUUAUUCUCCGUGUAGUGUGCCCUGCUUCUAAAACUGGUAUUUUCAUCGAAAAUGGUGGAACCAUCAUAUCCCAAAUUCAACAAGAAACUGGCGCAAAAGUCAGAGUUGAGGAAACAAUCCCUGCUUCUGAUGAGAGAGUGAUUGUCAUCAUGGAUGCUUCUGAGUUGUCCAGUGAAGGUACAGAAGUUGGAUCUAAGCGGAGCGAGGAGCGUAGUAGUGCUAAUGUAGCUGAGGAGAAUGAAGAUAAAAGGGAAAGUGGCAAAAAUGAUGAGAAUAAGGAAUCAGAUUCUCUGAAAGAUGUGAAGUCUGUAAAGGAAAGUUCAACCCUUCAGAAGGCUUUAGUACUUGUUUUUGAAAGAAUAGUUGAACCUGAGCCAAAGGCAGGAGGAGGUAAUGAGGAAACUGAUAAGUCUACUACCGUUGUUUUAAGGUUACUUGUGCUUUCUAGUCAAAUUGGCUGCCUUUUGGGAAAGGGUGGCAGUGUAAUUAAGCAAAUGUCUUCUGAGAGUGGUGCACAGAUUCGUAUUAUUCCUAGGGACAAACUUCCUUCUUUUGCUUCAGCUACCGAUGAACUAGUUCAGAUUACAGGGGAGGUAGAUGCAGUUAGGAAAGCCCUUCAAUCGGUCUCUCAACAACUUUUGGAGAAUCCCCAGAAGGAUCAUGACACCUUUACUCCUACCACAGUAGGACAGUCAUCUCAUUCAUUUGGUCCUAACCCAGAUAUGUAUCCAACACCAAACCAUUCUUUCAUUUCUCAAGGAGCACCCAAUGCUGGACCUCGAGGCAUUGAUUUUCAUUCUGCAAUACCCCCGCCCAUCCCUGGGAGAAUGAUGUAUCUGCCAGAUAUGUUAACAUUCCGCUUAUUGUGUCAUCAUGACAGAGUCGGAGGUAUUAUUGGCAAGGGAGGAGCAAUAAUCAAGACCAUCACACAAGAGACAGGCUCUGAGAUAAAAGUUGUUGAGGGUUCUCCUGAUUCACCAGAACGCAUAAUUCUGAUAGCUGGUCCUGCGCAUCCAGAUGAUAGAAUAUCAGCAGCACAAGAGGCAGUUAUUCGGGUGCUCACCAGGAUGGUUAGGGCUAUGCCAGAUGGAAAUGACAAGACAGUGAUGGCUAGAUUGCUUGUAUCCAAUAAUCAAAUUGGUUGUCUCCUUGGCAAGGGUGGUUCUGUCAUAGCUGAAAUGAGGAAAUUAUCUGGUGCUCAUAUUCGGAUAUUGGGAAAGGAUCAGGUUCCAAAGUGUGCUUCAGAGGGUGAUGAAGUUGUUCAGAUUAACGGAGAAUAUGAAGCUGUUCGAGAGGCUCUUCUUCACAUAACAUCCAGAUUGCGACAUCACUAUUUUCGUGAUUCAUUUCAUGCUAUCAACCAUCCUUCAAAUCCUGCCUAUCUGGAUCAAGCACCCCCAUUCGCUCCGUAUAUGGGAAGGAGAGAACUCUCACCGCCUGGAAUGGGUCCACCUUUCCACCAUUUUGAUGCUUUUGGUGGCCCACCUCCACAUGGUGGUUUUCAUCCCCAUGAUGAUCCGCCUUUUAUGCACAAUAUUCAUAGACCAAACAUGCUUCCCCAUAUGUCGGAAAGAAAACCAUGGGGCCCUCAGGGAUUUGUUGCAGGUGGCGGCCCAAUGGGCUUUUCAGAUUUUACCGGAGUUCCUCAUAGAAGAAGUUUAGGUUUUGGAGGAGGAAGCCAACCUGCCAUUAUUACAAGCACCACGGUUGAAGUUGUUGUUCCUCGCUCUCUUGUUCCUAUAAUACAUGGAGAAGAUGGUGCAUGCCUGCAACAAAUACACGAGAUUUCUGAUGCAAAAAUUAUAAUUACUGACCCAAAGCCUGGAGCAGCUGAAACUGUGAUCAUCAUAUCUGGAACACCUGAGCAAACCCAUGCUGCACAGAGUCUUAUUCAAGCUUUUGUUAUGAGUGAGAGAGAACCUAUCUGAAACUUUUAACAAGGUAAUGACCUGUAUAUUUCUUCUUUCAUUUUUACAUUGUUAUAAAGUAUAUUCAGUACUUGGUAGGCAGAAAACUAGUUAUAACUUUUUCCAUUACUGGUCUUUUCUCUUAGAAGAUCAUUUCAUAGUUUCUUGAUAUACUUAAUUUAGUGUAUGGUGCUUAUAUUUGCUGCUAAAACUUGUCACCUCAGAUGAGCAUUCAGGUUGGAGAUUGCCUGGAUUCUUGUUUUACAGCUUUGUGAGUAUGUAGAAACUUACUUGAAUCUAGCUCGGGACUGAUAUUAAACUUUGCAGAUUCAUCAGCCCCUCAUGGAAAGCAUUCCUCUUCAAUCUAUGUGAGAGUUAAACCAGUGAUCAAGUUGUAUCUUUUUGGCCUUUUAAAAUUAGAAGAAAGGGAAAAAAAAAAGAUUGCUUUUUUACUUAAUAUAAAUACAUGCAUUAAUAGAUAGAUGAACAUGGAUGUGUAGUUGGAUGAACUUUCCAAGAAUUGCAAGAGAAAUAACAUUUCCGAUUCUUGUAAAAAAACUCAAGGACAUUAUGUGAUAUUUUCUGUUCACUGCACUAUUGUAUGUUGAUUUUCUUCAAUUCCUCUGAAUGCAAUCCAAUUUAUUUCUCCUGUGUAGUGACUGUUUCCAAUGCCGUACAAUAAAUGCAUAAAGCAAAAUUUUUACUGUAUGAGUUAAUCUAAAUGCAAAAGAAUGAGUAGUUUGGUUAUUGAAAUUAAAGGGAAAAACAUAGGGAGAAGGAUACAAGUGGCAGCGAAGAUCAAAAUAGUUUCUAGAGCAAGAAAUGUUGAAAUGAAUGAGAGAUAUGACAGUAAUAAAGUUAUCUUCUUCUUCAUUUUUGUUAGGGGUGUAUUAUUAUGUUUUCUAUACAUCCUCUGAACAUAGUAUUUGAUGGUUAGUGUUACCUAUAGACAAUAGCUAUUCAAAGUUCAGUACAUGCCUGUCUGUCUUAAAUAUAUUGUGGAUGCUUGC
Molecule: messenger RNA, 3210 nt
Organism: Rubroshorea leprosula
Lineage: Eukaryota; Viridiplantae; Streptophyta; Magnoliopsida; Malvales; Dipterocarpaceae
Source: the annotation of a GenBank genome assembly